Molecule: messenger RNA, 1302 nt
Organism: Carassius gibelio (silver crucian carp)
Lineage: Eukaryota; Metazoa; Chordata; Actinopteri; Cypriniformes; Cyprinidae
Gene: harbi1
Product: harbinger transposase derived 1
Source: RefSeq, a predicted model, not a curated record
UUUUGAAAACAACCAUUACAAAUAUCGAAAGUGCAGUUCCUGAACAGGACAUUUGUUACGUGAAUGACGUCCCACUUCAAUGUCGGCGAACACAAACAAUCGCCAUAGCAGGUCCUCUGGAGUAUGUGGAAUGGUAAUCUCUAUUGCUAUCCUAGACUGUGAUCUGCUGCUGCAUGGCCGGGGGCACAAAACACUUGAUCGAUUUGAUAUCGAGACAGUGACGGAUGAAUUUCUGUUGACAACAUUCGGCUUCCCACGUGAGUUCAUUUAUUACCUAGUGGAACUGCUAAAGGACAGCUUGUUGAGACGGAGACAGAGGUCACGAACCAUCAGCCCAGAUGUUCAGAUACUCGCAGCCCUGGGAUUCUACACAACCGGGUCCUUCCAGAGCAAGAUGGGAGAUGCCAUCGGCAUCAGCCAGGCCUCCAUGAGCCGUUGUGUUUCUAACGUCACUUAAGCUCUGAUUGAGAAAGCACCAGAGUUUAUUGGCUUCACUAGGGAUGAGGCCACCAGGCAGCAGUCUAAAGAGGAGUUUUGCCGAAUAGCAAGAAUUCCUAAUGUCUUGGGAGUAGUGGACUGUGCGCAUGUAGCCAUCAAAGCUCCAAAUGCAGAUGACUCUUCCUAUGUAAAUAAAAAAGGAUUUCACUCAAUCAAUUGCCAAUUAGUUUGCGAUGCCAGAGUGCUGCUGAGCGCUGAGACACAUUGGCCAGGUAGUCUGACAGAUGGAGCUGUCUUUAAGCAAUACAGUGUGGCAAAGCUGUUUGAAGAGCAAGGCAAUGACGAAGGUUGGCAUUUAGGUGACAAUCGUUACCCUAUAAAAAAGUGGCUGAUGACCCCAGUGCAGAAUCCGGAGUCCCCUUCUGACUACCGCUAUAACCUGGCUCACACAACGACACACGAGAUAGUGGACCGCACAUUCAGAGCCAUUCAGACACGUUUCCGAUGCCUGGAUGGGGCAAAAGGUUACCUGCAGUAUUCUCCAGAGAAAUGCUCACAUAUCAUCCAGGCCUGCUGUGGGCUACAUAAUAUUUCUCUGCAGUCUGUCCUCAAUGCCUGGACAUUUGAGAGGACUGAGGCCACAGACCAAUCAGGGGAGGAUAUUGCUUCCACUGACACAGUCGACCCAGAGGCUCUCAGAGUUUGACAGGAACUCAUCCAAAAUCAUUUUAGCUAAGAUGAAAAUGGAAUUCAACAUUCAUUUUUUUAUUUUAAAGAUACAAAUGCUAUUGUCUUCCUGUAUGCUAACAUUUUGUUAACGAAUAUUCCACCAAAAAUAAAUAAAUAAAUAAAUAAUUAUUGUAA